CGGCUGCUGCCAUUAAAACCGCGAUACUAUACUAAUCCGGCCAUUAAUGCCCUUAACUCGAGCUCGAGAUCGGAGGCGAGGAGGGGCGUGCGUGCGCGCGCGUGUACUUGCUCCGCCACGUCGUGGCCCGUGUCGCCGUCCGUGCGCUACGCUACGUGCCGCCCCGCCAUUUAAGGCCGCGCGCCGCUCCCGAUUUCGCUUUCCGGGUCUGUCGCUGUCCGUCGGUCAGAGGGGGCGUGCGUGCUCGCGCUCGCCGGCGGCGGGAUGCUCACGUGCAUCGCCUGCUCCAGGCAGCUCGGCGGCGGGGUGCCGCCGCUGCACGAGCCGCCGGAGGACGAGGACGUCGUCGAUGCCGGCGCGGGCGUGGGAGGCGCUGCCACGCCCAGCACCCGGCAGGCCAUCAAGGCGCUCACGGCCCAGAUCAAGGACAUGGCGCUCAAGGCGUCGGGCGCGUACCGGCACUGCAAGCCCUGCGCCGGCUCCUCCGCGGGGGCCUCGGGGCGCCACCACCCGUACCACCACCGCGGCGGCAGCGGCUUCCGGGGCUCCGACGCCUCCGACCGCUUCCACUACGCCUACCGCCGCGCCGCGGGCGGCGGCUCCAGCGGGGAGGCCACGCCAUCCAUGAGCGCGCGCACCGACUUCCCCGCCGGCGACGAGGAGGAAGAAGAGGAGGAGGACGGGAUGUCAUCUGGCGGCGGCGGCGGCGGCAAGGAGGACAACGCCAAGGAGUGGGUGGCGCAGGUGGAGCCCGGCGUCCUCAUCACCUUCGUCUCGCUGCCGCAAGGUGGCAACGACCUCAAACGCAUCCGAUUCAGCCGUGAGAUGUUCAACAAAUGGCAAGCGCAAAGAUGGUGGGCUGAAAACUAUGACAAAGUUAUGGAACUUUACAACGUGCAGAGGUUUAAUCAUCAAAGUGUUCCUCUCCCUACUACUCCAAAGUCUGAAGAUGAGAGCUCCAAGGAGGACAGCCCGGUAACACCACCACUGGACAAGGAGCGAGUACCUCGUUCUUUACAGAGACCAACAUCGGGGGGCGGAGCGAUGGGUUACUCUUCAUCUGAUUCUCUUGAGCACCAUUCUAACCACUACUCUAAUGGCCUCCACCAUCACCACGGACACCAGUGCUAUGAUUCAGUGGGGCUGGAAUCGACACCAAAGCUGUCAAGUAUAAGUGGGGCCAAGACAGAAACCUCAUCGAUGGAUGCGUCAAUGAGGACGAGUUCAUCUCCAGAAGAGGUCGACAGAUCCGGUGAGCUCUCGGUGUCCAUCAGCAACGCGAGCGACCAAGAGAGGGAAUGGGUUGAGGAAGACCAGCCUGGUGUAUAUAUUACCAUCCGGGCUUUGCCUGGUGGCAUCAGAGAACUCCGCCGUGUUCGAUUCAGCCGAGAGAAGUUCAGCGAGAUGCACGCUAGGCUAUGGUGGGAAGAGAACCGAGCGAGGAUACAUGAACAGUACCUCUGAGACAGGAGAAGAAGAAGCACAGAUGAAAACAAUACCGGGGACUUCGCCGUUGACAUGAGCCAGCCGUCGAUCCAUGUUGUACAUUUGCAGUUUGAGCUAACAUUACUCCCUCUGGGCAGCGUGUGUGAGGUGAAGGCCUCGUCUUGAGAAACUGAACUAUAGUGAUCUGCUAGGCUCUCCCAGAUUAUGUGGCCAUCCACAUGCUCUCCUGCACGGUUUUUGGCUUUAGAUUGCGCAGGAACUUCGUUUGUGUCGGGUAGCUCGAAAGGGUGCGUACUGUGUCAUUAGCCUAGAGAUACCAUCUGUUCUGAAACUGUGGCUUGCCAAAACCAAUUCCCCACCUGGAAUGCUGGAAUUUUUUGUGGGUUUUCACCUGAA
Messenger RNA from Aegilops tauschii subsp. strangulata, 1842 nucleotides. RefSeq names its product protein Brevis radix-like 1. NCBI's taxonomy places the organism in Eukaryota, Viridiplantae, Streptophyta, Magnoliopsida, Poales, Poaceae. The record is from RefSeq and is a predicted model, not a curated record.